Manacus vitellinus (golden-collared manakin) is the source of this 4045-nucleotide messenger RNA. It is a transcript of the gene AXIN1, whose product is annotated as axin 1. Bases 1171 to 3696 code for a protein of 841 amino acids. Gene Ontology annotation, biological process: negative regulation of canonical Wnt signaling pathway. The transcript has 9 exons. The record is from RefSeq and is a predicted model, not a curated record. NCBI's taxonomy places the organism in Eukaryota, Metazoa, Chordata, Aves, Passeriformes, Pipridae.
UCCUGGUGUGUUUUCACAUGCAAUUGAGUUAAUCCAGCACAAGGAGUAUUAAUUUGUCAGGCAGCUGGUGCUCUGCAGUACUUGGGGCUUCGGCUGUUCUGUAGGACAAGAAUUUUGCUACUGCCUUUAAAUGAUGAAGUUACCUUGUCGAGCAGCAGAAGUAGCAACCCAGGGAUUACCCUUCCCUGCCUUCCUCUUCUUCCCCACACCUCCCAUCCUCCAUAUUGACUCGUUGCUUUUCUUUAAAAACCUCGUACUUGAUCGGGUUUCCUUCUCAAGGUGGUUUUCUCAUCUUCCUUUGAUGACCUGAAAUUUUCCCAGGCUCGUAGCGUGCAAUUUUGUUGGCGUUAAAUGAACCUUUUCUCAACGGCUUGCCUACAAAAAGCAGUGCCAGAACUGAGCUCCUGUGCUAACAUGCCCAUCUGAAGCAAGAAUGCAGUCCAGAUGCCCAAAAUAUUAGGGUCAGCGAUGCAUCUGGAUUCCCCUAGAGCUAGUCGAGGAGGCGACGCCGCGUAUUUCUGAAACGCAGAGAUUUGUGAGGAAUGUGGUGCUGGUAUGUCACUUGAGCGUAGGAAAGCCACCUGUGUUUGAUUAAGGUGCAGUCCUGCUUCCAGGACUAGCUGGGUAUUCUUUCCAAAUAAUUUUCACAAGCCUUAAAUUCCUGUUCGGGAUGAGAAUUUCCUAGAUUUACAGCGAGAUAAAAGCUGUGUUGCCUCAGUAUCACCUGGUGCGUGUGCUGUGUGAUACCUGAGUAUGGAUCUCUUGGAUGUGGGGACUGCCACAUACCAGGGUCUGGUAAAACCACCGGUCUUGGGUAAUGGGAUUAUGUUUUAGAGGAGCAUCAGCUGUAUCACUGAUGCUGAGUUCUGGAUGUACGGUUUUGGAUGUUCUGUAACUGUCAUUUUUAGCCUGUGCCUGGUUCGAGCCCAGUUCUGCGCUCUUGGAAGUCUCCAAGAGCUUUGCUGUUGAUUCUGCUGAAAAAAAAGAGGUGUUAGUACAGGAAUGGUGCAGUGGUUUGUAAUCUUAAAGUGUUUAUUUCCAGUGAUACUCGCUUAUUUUUUUCUCCUCUGUUUCAGCCAAACAAACUUGUUUACCUUGGAGCUACAAAUAGUGGUGAUUUGAGAUUUGAGCUCGUCCCCCGCUGCUCCCGCGCAAGCAAGGACCAGAAAAAUGAAUAUCCAGGGGAAAGGCUUCCCCUUGGACCUCGGAGGAAGCUUCACUGAAGAUGCUCCAAGACCACCAGUUCCUGGUGAGGAGGGGGAACUCGUGUCCACGGAUCCAAGGCCAGUUAGCCAUGGUUUCUACUCCGGUAAAAGUGACGUGGUUAGAAAUGAGAUGUCCACAGCAACACCGAGGCGCUCCGAUUUGGAUUUGGGGUACGAGCCCGAGGGGAGUGCUUCGCCAACUCCACCCUACCUGAAGUGGGCCGAGUCGCUGCACUCCUUGCUGGAUGAUCAAGAUGGAAUCAACCUCUUCAGGACUUUCCUGAAACAGGAGGACUGUGCAGAUCUGCUGGACUUCUGGUUUGCCUGCAGCGGCUUCAGGAAGCUGGAGCCGUGUGUGUCUAACGAGGAAAAAAGACUCAAGCUGGCAAAAGCCAUUUACAAAAAAUACAUCCUCGACAACAAUGGCAUUGUGUCCCGGCAGAUCAAACCAGCCACAAAGAGCUUCAUCAAAGACUGUGUCGUGAAACUGCAGAUUGACCCCGACAUGUUUGACCAGGCCCAAACGGAGAUUCAGUGCAUGAUAGAAGACAAUACCUACCCUUUGUUCCUUAAGUCAGAUAUUUAUUUGGAGUACACAAGGACAGGUGGGGAAAGUCCAAAAAUUUAUAGCGAUCCGAGCUCAGGGUCUGGGACAGGUAAAGGACUACCUGGUUAUCUGCCGACUCUGAACGAGGACGAGGAGUGGAAGUGUGACCAAGAGGCCAAGCCCGAGGCCAGCCGGGACUCGGCGCCUUCCAGCAGGCUCACGCAGAAGCUGCUCCUGGAGACGGCCACGCAACGCGCGGCCUCGGCUCGGCGCUACAGCGAGGGCAGGGAGUUCAGACAUGGGUCGUGGAGAGAGCCUGUUAACCCUUACUAUGUCAACACGGGCUACGCUUUGGCCCCGGCGACCAGUGCCAACGACAGCGAGCAGCAGAGCAUGUCCAGCGACGCCGACACCAUGUCGCUGACAGACAGCAGCGUAGAUGGGAUCCCACCGUACAGACUCCGAAAGCAGCAUCGCAGAGAGAUGCAAGAAAGUGCCAAAGCAAAUGGACGCGUGCCACUACCUCACAUUCCUCGUACGUACCGAAUGCCAAAGGAUAUCCAUGUGGAACCAGAGAAGUUUGCUGCAGAACUGAUCAAUCGUCUGGAGGAAGUACAGAAGGAACGUGAAGCGGAGGAGAAAUUAGAGGAGCGCCUGAAACGCGUUCGAGCGGAGGAAGAAGGUGAGGAUGCAGAUAUCUCUUCUGGUCCCUCGGUCAUUAGCCACAAGAUGCCUUCCGCCCAAGCCUUCCAUCACUUUGCUCCUCGCUACGCUGAGAUGGGCUGUGCUGGGGUGCAGAUGAGAGAUGCCCACGAGGAAAACCCCGAAAGCAUCCUGGAUGAACACGUCCAGCGUGUGAUGAAAACACCAGGCUGCCAGUCCCCAGGGCCCGGCCGUCACUCUCCUAAACCACGGUCCCCGGAGAGCGGCCACUUAGGAAAGGUGUCAGGGACACUGGGAACAAUUCCUCCGGGGCAUGGCAAGCACGCAACAAAAUCAGGAAUGAAGCAGGAUGCAGCUAACUUGUACCACCAUAAACAUGUCUACCACCACAUCCAUCACCACAGCAUGAUGAAACCAAAAGAGCAGAUCGAGGCCGAGGCCACGCAGCGAGUGCAGAACAGCUUUGCUUGGAAUGUAGAUUCACAUAACUAUGCAACAAAGUCAAGAAACUACAGUGAAAACUUGGGCAUGGCCCCUGUCCCCAUGGACUCUUUAGGCUACAGUGGGAAAGCGAGUCUGCUCUCCAAAAGGAAUGUUAAGAAGACUGAUUCAGGGAAAAGUGAUGGUGCCAACUAUGAGAUGCCAGGAUCUCCUGAAGACGUGGAGAGAAACCAGAAGAUCCUUCAGUGGAUCAUAGAAGGAGAGAAGGAGAUCAGCAGGCAUAAGAAAACAAACCAUGGCUCUUCAGGUGCUAAGAAGCAGCUGUCCCACGACAUGGUCCGGCCCCUCUCCAUCGAGCGACCCGUCGCGGUGCAUCCGUGGGUCAGUGCCCAGCUCCGGAACGUCGUCCAGCCUUCUCACCCCUUCAUCCAAGAUCCUACCAUGCCGCCCAACCCGGCCCCCAACCCUCUCACCCAGCUGGAAGAAGCUCGCAGGAGGUUGGAGGAAGAGGAAAAAAGGGCUGGAAAACUCCCCCUUAAACAAAGGUUGAAGCCCCAGAAGAGGCCGGGCAGCGGCGCGUCCCAGCCGUGCGAGAACAUCGUGGUCGCUUAUUACUUCUGUGGAGAGCCCAUCCCCUACCGCACCCUGGUCAAGGGGCGCGUGGUCACCCUGGGACAGUUCAAGGAGCUGCUGACCAAGAAAGGGAACUACAGGUAUUACUUUAAGAAGGUGAGUGACGAGUUCGACUGUGGUGUGGUCUUCGAGGAGGUGCGGGAGGACGACACCAUCCUGCCCAUCUUCGAGGAGAAGAUCAUUGGGAAGGUGGAGAAGAUUGACUAAGGCUCCAGGGCAGCUGAGGCACGAGGACAGGACUGUGAAGGACUCUGGGACCGGAGGAGAAGGCCUGGGGCAGACACUGGUGGUGCUGCUGCCCGCCACGGGCACCGGGCGAGCCCAGGGCGGAGAGCGGCAGCCCCGCUCUCCAGCACGGACCUGGGCAAGCUCCAGGAUGCCAGUGGAUGCCGUUUCACCCCAUGAACCUGCCAGUGGGAGCCUGGGCUCCCUCUCCAUACCGAAUAUAAGUGUAAUGUAGCAUUGUACAGUGCAUUAGAAAGUGUAAUAUGACCUUGUUUACUAAAGCUGCAUAUUUUUGAUAUAUUGUAAUAAAAGGAAAAUAUUUCCAAUGUCA